AUGGCUAACGUCAAGGUGGCCGUGCGGGUCCGGCCUCUGAGCAAAAGAGAGAGUGCAGAAGGAGGAAGAGUGAUUGUAGAAGUUGAUGACAAAGUGGCAAAAGUGAGGAAUAUAAAGGUUGACAGUAGGCUUGAUAGCACUUGGGACUCGAGAGAAAAGAUUGUGGCCUUCAGCUUUGAUUACUGCUACUGGUCAGUUGAUCCCGAAGAUCCAAAGUAUGCAUCUCAGGAAAUGGUGUUCCAGGACCUUGGCACUUCUGUGUUGUCAGGUGCAUUUAGAGGAUACAACAUCUGCCUCUUUGCAUAUGGACAGACAGGUUCAGGAAAAACUUACACAAUGAUGGGAACACCUGCAUCCAUUGGGCUGACACCUCGUAUAUGUGAGGGCCUCUUUUCAAGGAAGGAUGAUUACUCAGACCAGACAGCAUCUUGCAGAGUAAAGGUCAGUUUUCUUGAAAUCUAUAAUGAGCGUGUCCGAGAUUUGUUAAAACAAUCAGACCGAAAGAAACCUUACACACUUCGAGUCCGAGAACACCCUGAAACAGGACCAUAUGUACAAGGAUUGACUCAACAUUUAGUUACAGACUACAAGCAAGUUGUAGAACUUCUAGAAGAAGGAAUAGCUAAAAGAAUCACAGCAGCUACACAUAUUCACAAUGCCAGCAGCAGAUCCCAUGCUAUCUUCACCAUCCACUAUACUCAGGCUAUAUUAGAAAACAAUCUCCCUUCUGAAAUUGCAAGCAAGAUCAAUUUAGUGGACCUUGCAGGCAGCGAAAGAGCUGAUCCCAGUUACUGUAAAGAUCGAAUUACCGAAGGUGCCAAUAUUAACAAGUCGUUAGUUACACUUGGAAUUGUCAUCUCCACUUUAGCACAAAAUUCGCAGAUGUUCAGCAGCUGCCAGAGCAUAAACACCAUAACUAGUGAGGGGGAGAGCAGUCAUGCGGACAGUCCUUCCACAGGCAGCAUCAGUGGGACCAGGCGACCGGCUUAUAUCCCGUACCGUGACUCCAUCCUCACCUGGCUUCUGAAGGACAGUCUGGGGGGCAACUCCAAGACCAUUAUGAUUGCUACUAUCUCUCCUGCCAGCUCCAGCUACAAUGAGACCAUGAGUACUUUGAGAUAUGCUUCAAAUGCCAAAAAUAUUAUUAACAAGCCUAGAGUGAAUGAGGAUGCAAAUGUAAAACUGAUCAGAGAACUGCGAGAAGAAAUUGAUAGGUUGAAAACUAUGCUGAUGAGCUUUGAACUGAGGAAUUCCAGUCCUUCUUGGAGUGAUGACAGGGAUGGAAUUCUGACCGAGCUGGUUCUUCAGAAUGAAAUGAAGAUUGAGCAGUUGACCAAAGACUGGACAAGUAAGUGGACAGACAGGAAAGCCAUUAUGGAAGAAUACAGUGUGGACAUCAACAAAGAAAAAGCUGGAGUAACAAUAGAUUCUAGUUUACCUCAUCUAAUGGCCAUGGAUGAUGAUAUCCUCAGCACAGGAGUGGUGCUGUAUCAUCUCAGGGAAGGAACAACCAAAAUUGGAAGAAGUGAUUCAGACCAAGAUCAAGACAUUGUUUUGCAGGGACGGUGGAUUGAAAGGGAUCAUUGUAUGAUAGACAACCACUGUGGGAUUGUGACACUGCGACCAGUUCAUGGCGCACACUGCACUGUGAAUGGAUGUGAAGUCACUGGAUCAUGUCGUCUGUCACAAGGUGCCCUUGUUGUCCUUGGCAAGUCUCAUAAGUUUAGAUUCAAUCACCCAGCAGAAGCUGCUAUCUUAAGACAAAGAAGAUCAAUUAAUGAAACCCCACCCAUUCUGAGUUGUGGAGCUUUGGACUGGCUCAACUUGGAUGGAAGUUGCACCCAUUCUCCUCACUAUAUCCUUUCUUCUCUUGACAAUCAAAAAUGUAGAAACUGUAAAGAAAACAAAUGUUCUCGUGAACUAAGCAGAGAAAUAAAUGCUGUGCAUGAAGAGUACAAGCAGAAACUGAGAGACCAGGAAGCCUUCCACAGAAAACAAAUUCAACGGCAGCAGCUCUAUGUUGAGGAUUUACAGCAGCAGAUCCUGAGAGGACAGAUCAAAGCAGAGCGGGAACUAGAAAAUGACCAAGCACUAAUUAACCAGCAGAUCCAAGAAAACCAGCAGUGGCUUAUAAAUGAGAAUAAACGACUGGCUGCCCUUCAGCAGCAGCAGAGGGAGUUUGCAGUGCAAACAGAGUCUAGGCUGUAUGCAGAGGCUGAGGUGCAGAGUACCAUUGGGCUAGAAAUCUGCCCUUCCCUGCUACAGCAGAACAAGAAGAGACUGGUGCAGCUGGAGCUCUUGCGAAAAUACUCCUUAAAAAAGGCAGAAAGAAACAUAAGACGGAAAAAGGUCAAAUUCCAGCUAGAAAGGAUAGUCAAGAAGCAGAAGUUACUGGAAGCCAAGCAAAACCUAGAGCAUCUGGAAGCUAGCUGCUGGCUCAAGGAAGAGUGUGUGAAACAAUCCAAAGUCCUAAAUGAAAAUACUGCUUUACUGUCCUCUUCGGAUCAACAAUUGCAAAAGAGAAGGAAGUCACUGGGUUCGAGUUCCUUGCAGCACAGGCAGCAUUCGUUCUAUAACCCACAUCUGCCCCAUGUACCCAGCUGUUUGUUGAAGAGGGAGACUGUCUCAAAGUUAUCUACCUCACCAAAUAUUGAUCAAUGCUGCGAAGGCAGUACAACAGGGAGGUUGUCAUCUGUGGAAUAUCUUUACAAAAGAGGUAAAGACGUUUCUGGGAGUGAUGACCUUAAUGAUGAAGAAGGAAUCUCCUUUUCAGUCCAGAGGCAGCUAAUUGAAAAACAAAGAACAUCUUCAUUUGGAAAAAAAAAAGGAGCAGAAAAAGACUCUAAUGAUUCAGCUAUCAUGGCUUAUAUCAAUAAAAAUGAUCAAAAAAUUGAAAGGUUGGAUGACAACCCAGGGCAAGCUGGAUCUCAAAACCACACCUCUAAAGGCUCCUCUCCUGAUCUUUUUAAGGACAAAGAUGAACCUGAAACCUUUAUUACAGGGACAAGAAUGACAAAAGCAAAGGUGCUAGGAGAUUUAAGUCAGCCUGCAAGUAGCAAUCUAGAACAAAAUAGAGCUCAGGUAUCCAAUAAGAAGACUCGAAUGGAUAUCAAUGGAAAAGGCCACAGGUCUUCUCCAGAAAACUUUCCUAAGGAAAUGAAGAAAACAGUGUAUGGAAACCCACCAUCAGUGCAUCUAAACCAAGCAGCCAAGAACUCAGCCUUGCCAAGUCAUGAGAAAUCAUCAGUGGAACAGCAAGAAUUUCUGAUGGUGGCAACAUCAGUAGGAAAUCUCACUAAGAUGAACACACAGGCACCACUCUCUUACGUUGAAAAAAAGUGGCACAGUGCUGAGAUGCUAAGUGCUGGAGUGUCCAAAACAGCCACAGAUGUGCUGGGGAACUGGCAAGAGGAUGAUGAAAAUGAGAUUUCUGAUACUGACAGUUCCUAUUCUGUAGAUUCUCUCUGCUGUGCUUAUGCAAAAGCUUUCACAGAGAAACUGAAACAAGAAGAUUUUGAGAGAAAUAAAUGUCCUGCCAAUGCAGAAGAUUCUGAGAGUGAUGACAGUCAAAUGUCACAAGACUCUCUGGUAGAAAAGGAAAAUAAAGCCAAAAAGCAAAAUAAAAGCCGAUUUCACAAGUCAAAGGCCCACCGUGAGCCAGUUAAGCUUUACAAAAGCAGAACUGAUCACCAUAUUUCAUCUUUGGUGACAUCAUACGCAUCUCGUAGGAGACUGGGAAAGCCUGAAAGAAGUUUUUCUCUGGACAGCUUAGCUGAUGGAGAAGAGAUGCCAGCAGAAGAUCCAGUAGAAGAAUCCAAAUCUGACUCAUCUGAUGAAGUGCCAGCAGAGAUUUUUUGGAAGUUACAAACUCCUAGAUCACCAGCUAUACAGACUGAGGAAGACCAUGAGUCCAAGACCUGCGACAGAGAUACAGAAGGGACAAAUUAUGAUCUGAAGCUGAGCAGUUCCUUUUAUUUGGACACUAAACCACAGCCUGCUUCCAGUAAUGCUUGCAAGCGGUUGCUGAAGGAGACAAAAGUCUCCUUUGUAGAACAGGAAAGGUCUCUUGAUGGAAGACUGUAUUACACAAGUGGAAAUCCUUUGCUUACUACUGAUGCUUGGUCUUCCUGUGACUCAAAGGCUGACAUCAGCAGCCCCAGAAUAACAGCACCUUCUUCCCAUGAAAAUUUGGAAUUUCAAGAAGCUCAACCGUGCUCUUUGAGCAAACCAGAGCUUUGGCUGAAGAAAGAUGAUCUAAAGCAGUCAGCUGCUGAAGUUUCUUUUGUUUCUGGCUCUAAGCAGAUACACAGUAUUACUCAUUUAUCACAUCGUAUAAAUGAAAUAAACACAGUUUUCUCCCCUGACACAUCAGAAGUACCUUUACCUGAAACAACAACAACUGCAAGCAGAGUUUCUGAGAGUGGAUCGUUAAAUAAGAUUCUUAAGGGAUGGACAAACUCUAAUGAAAAUUCCUCCUUGGAAUCUCAAGAUGUAACGUCCUCAUUUGUUAGCUCAGUAGGACCAAGCUCCUCUUUUGUUCCUGUUUCAGCAAAGCAUGAUUAUUAUGAACAUUCAAGGUCAAAUCAUCCUGAACAAGAACGACUGAAUGAAUUAUCUACUUAUAGGUCUACCACUGAAUGCACACAAACAUUCAGCUGUUUGGAAAGCACAUCCACCACAGACUGCUUGUCACUGGUGUCUGGGAAAGAGGAGGAGUCUCUCCCCACAACUCAUCCAGAGCUGCCAAAAGGUCACAAUCUGAAAAAAACACCUUUUAUUUCUGUGUUGCCUAUGCACAUUUUGGAGCAGAGAAAUGGCUGUGUAGAUGCAGCUUUAGAAGAUGAUUUCUUCAGAACUUUUGAAAAAGAUGACCUCGAUGAUGACUACAGUGACUUGAUGACAAAAUCAAGAAUGACAGAUUCAGGCAGCGGAAGUGCAUCUGCUGCUGAACCUGCUACAGGACUUGCUCAUAAUAUGACCUCAAGACAGACAUCCGCAGUAAAACAAGUCCAAUUUGGAAACCACAGGCAGCUUUUUCCAAGAAGGGAAAAACCAAUGUGUUGUGAUAAAGGUUUCUUUCUCAGUGACUUAACAAAUAAGAACUGCUCUCUAGUAAGCAGUUACGGGCUUCAGACAUUGGCUGGGCAAAGAGCAGAGUCAGCUGUUACAGUAGGUCUCCUCAGAUCUGGGGAGAGUAAUUUGGAAACAAUGCAAGAAACAGAUUAUGAACAAAUAUCUGCAGAAGAAGUAACAACAGAGGCAGAUUCCUCCUCACAGAAGACAACAUAUCGAUGUAACCCUUUAGUUGUUGCUCACAGCGCAAGUUACGACCAAUCUGCGACACCAAUAGAGAUGUCUCAAAAAGAGAUUAUCUGUAUGGAAACUAGCACAGAUAGCUUGGCAGAGAUUGCGCCAGAGGUGCCUUCAUUCAAAGACAGUGAAGAAUACAAACCAAAGGAUGAAGACUUGUCUUCACUGAAUCAUUAUGAAUUCAAAAGCAAACCUGUUUCAAAAAAUUAUUCCCAUGAAUGCGCUCUAGCAGACAGUCGGGCAAGUUGCUUAUCCCAACAAAUUUCAGAAAAUUCUACAUUAUGCGUUGAUAAUAUAAGAGAAGAAAGCAGUGAAAGCAAAGAGCACAAUGUCUUGAAUUCUCAGGCUGUAGUUCAGAAAGAAUUUUCACCCAAAUAUAAAAGCUUAGUUGUAAAUGAAGUAAGUUAUCUCAUAGUGAAUGUAAAUGGGAAAGACACUGAGUCUUUCCCUGCUGCUAUUUGUGAGAGUACAAAUGAUUUUCUCCCAGAAUCCAAUUCAAGCAUAUUUUACAAAGCCUCAACAAAAGCUAAUCUUUUUCAAAGUGCAUCUGAGACUGAAAAUUAUGAUAAACUAUUGGAGCAUGCCACAAUAGUGAAAGGAGAUUGUGAUGCUACAUCUAAUCUCACUGUGGAAGUCAGUGCCACAGGAAGCUGUUCUGAUGUAUGUUCUGGCUGCCUUUGCACAACAUGCUCUUCAAAAGCAAUAGGGCAGAAAAACAGCACGCAUAAGACGACUGAUAUUUCUGUGGAAUUUGAUGCAACCAUUCUCUUGGAAACAGAAACACAGAAAAAAUCUUUGCUUGAAUCAAGAGAAGAGAAAGAAGCCUUUUUGGAAAGUGAUUGCCUGGAGGAUAUCUUGCUUAUUGAAGAUGAUGUAGACUCAGAGUCGGGAAGAAUAUUUGAAUACAGUACAAAUACAUCAGCUACUGUUUCUCAAGAGGAGAGUCUGUAUAUAAAUAAAGAAUCCAAGUUUUUAAGAAACCCAGAAUCCCAUCUAGAAGAACCUAUGGUUCCUUGUCAGAAUACAAAAGGAAACACUGAUGAAGAAAUAACAAAAUUAAUCAGUAGUGCAAUCAACUUAGAAAAAAGUGCAUUGGAAAUUAAAUCCAGACAGAUUGAAAGUUUACCUGACUACCCAGGAGCCAAAGUCCAAAGCAUAACUGAAGACAGGAGUGGAGAGGAUUUUAAAGGCAUUAGUCUCUCUCAGAAUCCAAAGAACCCUAUUGAUAUUGUAGCUUGUGAAGUUCAGUGUGAGUUUUAUACGAAUCUGUGCCUGACACAUGAAAAGGUGGAGAAAGAUGAACUGCAGGUAGCUAGCCCUGGGGUAGAACAUACUCAGAAAUCAAAAGCAGUCAUGCAUUCUGGCAGCCGACUUGAAACAAGCAGCUCUUGCCAAAAAGAAAAAAGUGAGAAAAUAGAAAUAGGUGUUUAUUCACCAGAGUUUUCUGUUGCUCCCAAAACCACUCCUUCAGCUGUGUGUUCCCACACAACAGAUACUACUCAGAAUACUUCAGGCUUCCUUGAUACUUGUGAGGGGCUUUUACAGAUGAACAGAACAAUAGAAAAUGUGUUUAAUACAGAGGACAUAGCUGCAACGGUACUAAUCACAAGUAGGCAAGGAAAUAUUUUAGCAAAACCUGAAAAUGAAGGACAAGUAAAUUCUAGCAAUUUAAUUGAACAUUGUGUACAAAACUAUUUGCCCCAGGAAGACAAGGUUAAUGAAUGUGAAGUGACUGGGACUGAAGAACAAAUUAUCAUGACAAACACUGAGGGGCUGAUUAUUACGAGGCAAGAAGUCAUACGCUCAGAUGAAAAUGUUUUAUUUACUGAAGAGUCUCCAGCUCUACAUCAGAUGUAUUGUGACAGAGAUGACAAAGAGGAAAUUUUAAAUCAGUUUAAGAUCCCUGAAAGAUACCUGACAGCUUCAGGACUAGAACAGAAUAUACUAUUAGAUGAUUCAAGAUAUCACGAUCCUACUGAAAUGAGUGAAGAUGGUGGCUCAGUGGACUCUGUUACAGAUACAAGAAAGGCGGUCAUGAAAGAUAUCGAUGCAUGUGAAUAUUCAGUUGAUGAUAGUACAGGUAUUGACCAAUAUAGAAUUGAACAAGAAUUUAAAAGCCUCCAUAUUAAAGAGGACAGCCAUACGUAUAUGAGUUGCUCUAUGCGAUAUCCUGAGGAUGGCACUUCAGAAAACUUGAAUGUCAGUGUUGUUAGAAAAAGACCUGAUAUUUGUGAGUUGGAUCCAGCAGGCUCCAGAGUUGAGGAGGAGAAAGUGCAUUUGAUUAAUCUAGUACAAAUGGCCAAAACAGCCAAAGAAAAGGAGGUGUUUGUAGAAAACACAGAGGAGGUAGAACUGAUCAUUUUACAAAACCUGAAUGAUCUAUUCCCUGAAAACAAAGACAGCUGCCAAGUGACACAUGAUGACAGCAGACUCAACGAAUUCUUAAGAGAAAGCCAGUGGGUGUCUACCAGCUUUUCUAGAAAUAAUGAAGAUAGCAGCAAGCAACAAAAUCCACCAGCAACACUGAAGUCUACUGAAAAAAUUCAAAAAGUUUCACUUAAAGACUCCCCAUGCCAGUCUGUAAAUCACCUUUUAUAUCUUGGUGUAAGUGAUGAUUCCCAUCUUGUUCAAGAUGUUCCCACUGCAUUGAAAGGACAUACAAAACCAUCUAACAAUAGUGUUGGAACUGGAGCUGUCCUGCCUUACUAUGAAACAUUAAUGGAGAGUGAGGUCUGUGUCGGUACGCCUGUUACAGUCAACAAAAUGGGAGAAGAAAAAUAUCUUUCUGAUAAAAUGCAAAGUAAGAAUGUAGCUUUUCUGCAAACCAGAACCACACAGGACAGACAGGGGGAAGAAUCCUUUGUGUUUAACAAUGCACCUGAUUAUGCCGUAUCUGGGCAACCUGUCAAUGAGAAGAGCUCUUCCACUCCCUACAGUGCAGGCGGUCCUGAGUCUGAAACUGUUGUACUUCAGCAAGGGGCCAAAGGAAGCUCACUUUCCUUGGAAAAAUUAGAUUCUUCUGAAGAUAUAAUUCAGGAUGUUAACAACGCUCAUGAAGAACGCAGUGUGGAUUUAAUGGUUAAUAAACUAUCAGAAGACUGCCUUAAUUCCAUAGAAGAUACAGCUCAAGAGGAAAAGGGAGCCAUUGUGCCUGAUUCAUUGCUCUUGGAUAAUUCAGACCUGAUUUCUUCUUCAGAGAGAGAAGUGGUGGAAGAUAUAGGGGGUGGAAAAAAGCAUUCUUUACUAGAAAUCUCUUCACAAAAAAUGUUUCAUGAUAUUAAUACAACUCAGAAAGUACUUCACUCAGGGAGUUUAUCACAGCAUGAUGAGAAGGAGAAAUUUUUAAGCAGAAGCUAUACUACAACAAACAGUAAAAAUGAAAAUGCAAAGUUUCCUGGUGUAGCUGGAUAUCAGCAUGAGCCCAGAGAAAAUCAGGGACAUGGGACUUCUGAAGAGUGCUGCAUAGACCAACUGGGCAGCACUGUUUCUGAGAACACUUCAACCCUUUCGGAAGAGUUUCUAAAUUAUAAUAGGAACUCAGGCACUUCUGAAAGUUCUCCUGGUCUCCUGAAUCAUCCAGCAUCACCUGCAGAUGUUUUGAUUGCCAGCAAUGGAGACAAAGGUAAAAAUGAUGCUGUUCUCUCUGAAGAAACAAAAUACUUUGAAAGUGAAUCAACAGAUUUAACUGUAUCUGUAACUUUUCCUGAUGCUUCUCAAAAAGGAGAUGAAAGGAAAAAUAAUUCUGCAGUUGCAGAGGCCACAUAUGCUCAGAAUAAUAAACUCCCUGAAAAAGUUGCAGAAACAGAUCAAAAGGAGAAAAUAAUUCAAGGUUCUUUCCAGAAUUGCAAUGACAUAAAAGAAAAUAAAAUACCUGAGUACUCAGAACACUACAGUAACACUUCUAGUGUGACUAUACCAGAAUCAGGCUCGCUUACUUUUGAGAGCCGAGAACAGACUGGCAGUAAAGAAUCAAAGUCUCUUCUGUCCUACUUUGUAGAAGAUCCUCCAACUGAUACACCAUUUCAAAGCUCCAAGAACUUCAGUGCUUUUGACACUUCUUGUUUACUUGAUGAGUCAAAAUCUCUAAUAUUUAGUCAGCUUGAGGACUCACUUCAAGACACUUUUUUGACUAAGCAGGUGUCCUCCAGUUCUGCAGAUGUGUGCUCUGUAAAAGAAGGAGAUUUUCUCCAAGCAUUUGCAAGUGUCAGUCACCCAUCCUUAACACCAUUUUCAGAAUCUUCUUUAACUGCAGAUAUAGGCCAUGGUGAAACUAGCACAUACAAUAUUUCACAUACAAGUGUAUUGAAACAUUCUCCAUUUGCUGUUUUGCAAAUACAAGACACUCAGUCUGAUAAGGCUGUGGUAUUCGAUGAGCCGGUAUGUGCUUCAGGAAGUAUUUUACUUUCUCUUGCAAAAGAAAACAGGCAUUGUCCAGUAUCAGACACAGACUCUACUUCAUACAAAAAUUCUGCUGCAGAUAGGGAACCUGUAUAUGGAAGUAAGUGUAAAAUAUUUGACAAUGAUAUAAAAGUUGAUCAGCACCACUGGGGUAAAGUUCCACCACAAGAAGUUUGCACAGAACACAUAGAGAAAGUACUAAAUGAUAAUUCUCUUUUAUUACCAUCAUUACCUUUUUGGGAUACUGGAAAGGCAAUUCUUGUUAAAGAGGGACAAAGGAGAAAACAACUGAACAGAAAUGAGGAAGAACUGCAUUCAGAUACUGGGGCUGAACAUUUUGCAGUGAAGACAGAGCAGAGAAAAACAUUAAGUAGAGAACCUGUUGAAAAGCAAACUAAUGUAUCCUCAAAUUCUGCAAAUGAAUUAGCAGGCUCAGAAGUUACACUGUUGGAAAAUCUGUAUCCAGGAGAUGUUGAUGUGGAUCCUGAACACACCUGCAAUUCAUUUAGUCCAACAUAUCCCACAUACAGCAGAAGCACUGAUCCCAGACGACUAUAUCACAGUGUCCUGGGUUUUGAAAAAAACCCUGCAGAUCUGCAAGAUAAUUGUCAGUAUGUGCCUACAGGUGAACAGAUAGAACAGUUGCCAGACAGAACAAAUACAGAUGGUAGAACAGAGAUUUUACUUUGCAAAAAUAAUACAGGUUCAAGCGUUGAUAGCCCUGCUGAUGAUGCUGAUGCAGACAAUUGUUCAACAACAGGAGACGCUAUAAUAAGGAAUAAGACUCUGAGAUCAGAAAGACUGAAGUUUUCUGUAAUGAAUAAUGAAAGUACCUCUGUAAAGUUUUUACCAGAAAACCAUGAUUUGCCUCCUCAAGAAUCCAAAUUGGUGCAACUCAGGAGCAAAAGAUCAUAUUCUACUACACAGAAUACAAAGAGCUGUAAACAAAGUGAACAGAGACCUUAUUUACAAAGUCACAGACUAUCAGCCCCAGCUAUUGCUGUCUUCUCUGAUACAGAAUAUACUUUGGAAUCUUCAUCUAAGGCAGAUCCUUUGUUAUAUUCUGCAUCUAAAUCACUACAAGAUUUAAAUAUGAGUGUAGAGCCUCCAUCACCAACUGAAGAUGAUCUUUAUGGAAUUGAAAGAUUUUCAAAGCAGGAAUCAAAGAACUUUCUACAGGUUAAAUCUAAACCCAGAUUUCAGCAAAGAAUGGCACAAACUAAGAAGCUUGCAAACUGCGAUCCCCAAAAUUUACAAAAUUUUGCAGCAAGAACCCAAAGCAUCCAGUCUUUAAAAGACUGUACUAGUCAAUCUCCAUCAUCCUUACUGCACACAGCUCACAGUUCUGUGGGUGCAGAAGCAAAUGUCCAUUCAAAGACUAGUUCUGUAGCUCAGUGUAGUGAAGGGAAAGUUGAAGAAGCUGGAUACCAGCCAGAAACAGAUUUAUUUUUGCCAGACAAUAAAGAUACAAUGCAUUUUAGUUCAAGUGAUAUCAACCCAUAUAUUCAUCCAUGGCAAAAAGACGGAUUGUGCAAGGUUGGUUGGAAACAGUAUGUUUUUGGAAGUGCAAGUGAUGUCUCUUGCAAUCAAAUUCCUUUAAACCUGGAAAAUUGCAAAGUUAUGAGAUGUUCCAGUGUAGACAAUGGAUUGAAUUCUCAAAAUUCUCCUUUUCAUUCUCAUCUCAGUUCAUAUGCUACAGCAAAAGUUUUAUCGAGCACUUUAAGCAGCAUUGAAGGUCUUCAAGGAUGGGACAAUGUCAGACAAGACUUUCAAUCUGCAUACUCAAAUGACAGUACCAAGCAGUACAGCAACGUAUCCAGUGAAACAUUGAAAACUAAUCCAGAAAAUAACACUGCUGAAUUUGAAAAUCCUUCUGCACAACCUGGUAACUCUGCAGUGCAGGUUGAUGAAAUUGUACUAUUAUAUCCUUCCGAGUCUGAAAGGUCUUCCAAAAAACUACCAGGGAUUACACGUGAGCAGGGAACACAAACAGCAACUCCAGGAAGGUAUAAAAGGCAGAGAAGACAUCAGAGAAGCUAUACGGAUAUUUCUGCAAGAAAGCAGGAAACAAACAGAGAUUUAUUUCAACAACCUUCUUCUUGGACAAGCAUGCAGAACCUGUCCAUGCAUCUGUCGCAGCUUCUUCAGAACACUUCUGAGCUGUUGGGAAACCUCUCCCAACAGACUAUUCUAGAUAAUGAGCAGAAUGCCAAAAUGAACCAAAGAGGAACUGAAGAGGCUGUAAAGGCUACUAGAUCAGAUAGCUACACUCAGACUACAGCAGAUGUAGGCACUCAAACUGAGAUUUUGGAAGAACCUCAAAGCAAACAUGAAGAAAAACAAGUGGAAGCAAAAAUGGAAAACGAAUUGAGGGCAGCUCAGGCAGUAAAUGUUGAUUGGAAAGGAACAGGUGCAGAUGCAGCCGGCAAGAUUCCCAAAAGGAAAGAGGAAACACCCUUCCUUGAAGAAAGAACACAAGAACCAACAGGGAUGAGAAAUCUGGGCAAUCCUGACUUCCAUGACAGUCUUGACAGCAUUUUGGAAGACUCCUUUAUGCAUCUGCCUCUCUUACCCAGAACGUCCACUCCUAUCUUAGAUUUUCAGAAAACAUCAUUAAAUGCACAGCAGAAUGUUGCUUUUGCUAGCACCAGGGUUUCACCUGUCACAUCGUCUUCGCUGAGUUCAGGGCAAGAUGGUUCUUCAUGCACUGUAGUUAGCAGCCCUACUAAUAGCACCUCUCAAUCUCCAGCUUCUUACGCUCAGGAUAAAAAAAGUGUCAGUGAACUCGAGGUUCCAGCAGAAAGAAAAUUUUGUUACAAAAACACCCUGCUAGUCGAUAGGGCUUCUUCCCCUAUUCUUACUCUCAGUGCUAGUCCCAGAAGCCAGACUGCUUUCAGCAAGUCCGUCUGCCCUAUUAAGGAACCUCUUGGAUAUUCUGGUGAUGUUUCGAGUCCCCUUCACAACCAGAGAAAGCAGAGGGCAGGUCCACAGCCCAGCAUGCAACCUCAUGUGGACAAUUUUUCACAGACAGAAACAGACAGCGAAUCUAGCGCUUCUAGAGAACGUAAGGCCAUAAGAAAGAAAUCUGGAAGUUUCUCCAAUAAGAAAGCAGCCAAAGAGCUUUUAGGACAGGAUAGUUCAAAAGACUUGGAACAACAGCAUAGACUCAUGGUUGACACCCACACCACCUUUUGUGCAAAACGACUGUAUCACUCUAGUAGUAUGUUGGAGGUGUCGGGCCACAGGGAGGUUUUAACAGGUGAUCUCAGAGACUGCAGUCCACUGGCACGUUCACUUCGUUGUAUGUAUGUCACGAGGGGAGGAGGAGGAGGUUCUUCAGCUGGAAUUGGACAUGAAAAAUAUGUUGGUAAUUCUGAUACUGCUUUGAUUCAUAACUGCUCACCUCCAAAUGCUGACUUACUUUUUAAUCAAAAAAUUAGUGCCACUUGUUCAAGGAAGACAAAUGCUGGUGUGUCCUCAGAACCUCUGGUAGAAGCAUCUUCUCUACAAUUUCACGAUUUCUUCUGGAAAAAUGAAAACAGCUGCCCCCCUGCACUCUCUGAGGUGAGCGAUGUGCAAACUUCCUUCCAAGAUGACAAUACAGAUUCUGUCACUGAAAGUGAAUGUGACACUGAAAUUCCUCUCGUUAAAAAUACUACUUUUGCAAAGCCUUACAGGCCUCGGAGCUACAGUCUCCGUGACUUACCCAUACACAAUAAAUUUAGCAACUGGUGCGGUGUUAAGGGCAGCCCUCCUCCUUCGUUACUCAGCUUGAGUGGCAGUGUGACUGAUUUACGAAGUCAGGCAGAAAAGAAACCUAGAAGCACGCAAUCAACAGAGAUGGAAGGGAAAUCGCAGCUUUGUGACAGCAGGAGCAGAGAGAUCGAGAAGCUUCAGAGAGAGCGCGCUCAGAUCAUGUCUGGCAUUCACCUGGAUCUGCAUCAGCAUCCCCUCACUGUGGAACUGACUGAAGCAAAGCUCAACUACGGCAUCGGGGAGACGGACGCCCUGCUGAGGGUCCUUCAGAGCGGAACUGCAGAUGACCUGGCGGCGAUUCCAGUGAAGCAGCAACUUUAUGAAAGACACAUGAGGACUAUUGAAACUCUGAGGAAGGAAAGAGAAAAAAGGCUGCAAAGAUACCAAAGAAGCCAAAGUCUGAGUCCUCAAAAGCAUCUGAGUGUGUUGCAGACGCUGGAUGCAAGUCAGAGGGAUCUAGAUCUCCCCAGCAGACGCCGAGAAUAUCUGCAACAACUGAGAAGAGAUGUGGUGGAAAAUACCAGAGUUCAAGAACCAAAAAGAAGCACCAUUCAGCAUCCUUCAGACAUUGAACUGUUGCUCCAAGACUACCAGCGGGCACGAGAGGAAACCAAAACUGAAAUUGCACGAGCUAGGGACAAACUUCGGGAGAGAGCUGAGCAAGAAAAAAGGCGUAUACGGGAACAAAUAUUUUCUCAGUUACAGAAGGAAGAAGCAAGGCUGAAGACUCUUGCAAGUACAAGCACUUUGUGUACAGACUCCAGCCUCAGCCUCUCAUCUGGCCCAACAUCUGGUUACAACAGCGGUAAUACUGCUACAUAUACUGCAAGUAACCUCAGCAGCCAGGAAGGACAGGUUUCCUCUGGAAGUGUUUUGCUUUCAAGAGAUACACGAGGUCGUUCAGCUGUUAGAAACAGUCAGCUUUAUGCAUUAGAGCAACUACAGAAGGAUUCAACAUUUGAAGCCAGCAGAAUUCAGCCACCCCUUCCUUCUAGUAGCAUCAGCUGUAGGUUUACUCAUGGAUUAACUAUUUCUGUCAGUUCCUCUUCAACAAAAGGAUACCAGGAUUUAUCCAAACAUAUCCUGGCUAAUGCUACCACUGAGGUAAUGGCAGCAUGCUCUCAUAACCUGAGGAAUCUCUACACAUGCCAAGCAGCAGCUGGUUGGAAAUAUCAAUGUACAGAAAAAGAGGUGCUGGUUUACUACAAAGUCUUCCCUUCAGCAACAAGGCACGGGUUUCUGGGAGCAGGAGUGAUAGAGAGGCCUCUUCCCUACGUGUGGGGACUAGUGAGAGAUCCUGGCAAAAGGCAUCUGUACGACAGAACUAUCAACACAGCUCGAAUACACAAGAAGGUAACCAGCCAUAUUCAGCUGGUAUAUUUCGUGACCGAUACCUCUCUCUGUUACCUAAAGCAGCCCCGCGAUUUCUGCUGCAUUACUGUAGAAGCCAAAGAGGAGAACUUGUCUGUCUUGGCUAUUCAGUCUGUCUACGAUGCAUCCAUGCCUCACCCUUGUAAAGAAGUGGUGAGAGGGGAGAUUUUGCCAAGUGCUUGGAUACUGGAACCUGAUGUAGUGAAUGGAAGAGAUAUCACCAGAGUUAUUUACAUGGCACAGGUGGAUCUUGGUGCCCCGGCUAUCCCUGCGAGGCUCCUGAGCUCCAUUGCUAAGCGACAGCCUCUGGUGAUUGCUCGACUGGCACACUUUCUUGCUAGUUAG
Haliaeetus leucocephalus (bald eagle) is the source of this 15180-nucleotide messenger RNA. It is a transcript of the gene STARD9, whose product is annotated as StAR-related lipid transfer (START) domain containing 9. The coding region runs from base 1 to 15180 and encodes 5059 amino acids. Gene Ontology annotation, molecular function: ATP binding; microtubule binding; microtubule motor activity. The transcript has 35 exons. Gene Ontology annotation, biological process: microtubule-based movement. The record is from RefSeq and is a predicted model, not a curated record. NCBI's taxonomy places the organism in Eukaryota, Metazoa, Chordata, Aves, Accipitriformes, Accipitridae.